AAUCGUCCCAUCAAACACUAUGUAGUGAUAAAUACCUCCAUUUUUCCCUAAAGAAGCUGACAGAGUUAAUUAUUUACCCUCACUUACAAAAUGAAUGCACAAGCCAUCAAGGAAAUUAAGGAGAUAAAUGCACAACAUGCCAAGGAGGCAAAGGUGAACACAGUAGACAUUCGUUCAUCGGCGGGGCAAGGCCAAGAACAAAGGAAUGUGCAGGUGGUUCACCAGCCACAUCCCUCCGCCAAGACAAAUACCAGUGGUGGAGUCCUGACUACUGCAGCUGCUGCGGUGGCAAACACCCUUCAAUCCGCCAAGGAUGCCAUCUCCAAAAAUGACUAGCGCAUUACAUUUCGGAUAUCAAGACGUAUAUGAUCCCAGAUUUUGUCAUGAAUUGUCUAUGUGUAUUACUAAAAAUUGUCAAAAUAGUUCGUCUUUUUUUUAAUUGGCAAUUUUGAUUUGUCAUCUGUACAAUGAAAAUGUUAUGAUAUGCAUGUAUGAUAUUGUUUUGGCUUAGAUUU
This is a messenger RNA of Malus domestica (apple), 515 nucleotides long. RefSeq lists its product as uncharacterized. The record is from RefSeq and is a predicted model, not a curated record. Lineage: Eukaryota; Viridiplantae; Streptophyta; Magnoliopsida; Rosales; Rosaceae.